AUGGCUUCCUUCUCGGGACACCUCCACCGCGCCCUCUCCACCAUGGCCGUCGCCGCCUUCGCCGCCGUCUCCUCCCAUGAGCUUCCUGACAAGUUAUCCCACCACAGGCUUUCUGAUGCGAGCACGAGCGCGGACACGCUUGUAUUGCUUCCAUCGGCCAGGGCAGAUGUUCCAGCAGCGCCUUCGGCCUCUGCCCUUUCUGGCGCGCAGCUACUGCCACGCGACAUCCACAGCUUGCGUCUGUUGAAGGCGCCCUUCGCCUCUCUGCCGGUCAUGCAGACGGUUUACCAGUACGCAAACUUUGCCAAGACCUCCGGACGAGCCGAUGCGAUGCCUGCGAUUCCUUCCUCGCCAUCGGAUGUGCUGUACUGCUGGCACCUGCCAGGCCCCAGGGUCUGUGCCGAGUUCCCUGACAGGUCUCAGACGGUCGUGGUCCUUCUUGGGUGGCUGGGCUCAAGGCAGAAGCAUCUCAAGAGAUAUGCCGAUUUUUACACCUCCAGGGGCUUCCAUGUCGUCACCUUCACCCUCCCGAUGUCUGACAUUGUCAGUUAUAACCUUGGAGGGAAGGCUGAGAAGAAUGUUGAGAUGCUAUCCGAACAUCUUGCUGACUGGGUCAGGGAGGAGAGUGGGAAGAAGAUUAUUUUCCACACCUUCAGCAAUACCGGUUGGCUUUGCUAUGGCGUAAUUCUAGAGAACUUGCAACAGCAGGAUCCUUCAGCGGUGGACAAAAUUAAAGCUUGUGUAGUAGACUCAGCACCUGUUGCUGCACCUGAUCCUCAGGUUUGGGCUUUGGGCUUCUCGGCUGCCCUCAUGAAAAAUCGUAGUGUCACCACAAGGGGACUAGGAUCAGACGAUCCAAGGUCUGAUGUCCUAGUAGUGGAGUCUAACAAGGAGCCCAAGCUGGGAGCAACAGAGGCGGUUCUACUGUCAGCACUGGAGAGUUUCUUUGACGUCGUUUUGAACUAUCCAAAGAUCAACAGGAGGUUAUCUGACGUGAUGGAGCUUUUGUCUUCGAAGCAACCAAAGUGCCCCCAAUUGUACAUAUAUAGCUCCGCCGACAGGGUGAUUCCAGCGAAAUCAGUGGAGGCAUUCAUCGAGGGUCAGCGGAAAGCUGGUCGCGAGGUGAGGGCUUGCGACUUCGUGUCAUCGCCCCAUGUGGACCAUUACCGGAGCAAUCCUGGGCUGUAUACUUCUCAGCUGGGCAACUUCUUGGAGGAAUGUGUGCUUGCCAAGCGCUGUGAGGGAGCUUGCGCAUUAUGA
Messenger RNA from Miscanthus lutarioriparius, 1260 nucleotides. The record is from the annotation of a GenBank genome assembly. NCBI's taxonomy places the organism in Eukaryota, Viridiplantae, Streptophyta, Magnoliopsida, Poales, Poaceae.